This is a messenger RNA of Camelina sativa (false flax), 270 nucleotides long. NCBI's taxonomy places the organism in Eukaryota, Viridiplantae, Streptophyta, Magnoliopsida, Brassicales, Brassicaceae. The record is from RefSeq and is a predicted model, not a curated record.
GAAAACGGCAUGUUAUGGGAAGUUGAAGGAAAGUGGGUUGUGAAAGGAGCUAUGGAUUUUGACAUUGGUGCGAAUCCAUCGGCUGAGGAAGGCGGUGAAGACGAAGGAGUCGAUGAUCAAGCUGUCAAGGUUGUUGAUAUCCUCGAUACUUUUAGGCUUCAGGAGCAACCAUCGUUUGAUAAGAAACAAUUUGUGAUGUUCAUGAAAAGAUACAUUAAGCAACUAAGCCCUAAGCUGGACUCGGAAAAGCUAGAGCUGUUCAAGAAACAC